AUGUGGCUAGUGAAGAUCCGGCGAGAUGAGCGAACCGAUGUGGCCAACGAUCACCCGGAAUACUUCAAAGUGACGGAUUCUACCAAAAUAUGUUCUGCCCAUUUCAAACCGGAAGAUUACUGCCCCGGAGAUCGAAAGCGUGCAGAUAAGAAGACUGAUAUAUCGAGGAGAAAUUUAAACCGGAGAGCAAAAGUUUUUCCUUCAAUAUUUGCUUGGACAGACAGCAACAAGCCGAAGCGGAAGGAGCCUGCAGUUCGUUCUGCACCGCCACCAGCCACGCGCAAGAAGGUCGAGACGAAGAUCGUGGAGGAGAGCCCAGUAGCUGCAUGCGGUGGCAGCGAGGACGACGUUCUCACUUUGCCAGGUGAGAGCAGCAGUACGCUCGUGGGAGACAGCAGUGGCGGUGUGAGCAGGGGGGUGUGUGAGGCGGAUCACGAUUGCUCGUGCUUCAAAAAGCUCCAGGACAAGCUCGAGCUAGCUGACGCGAAGCUAGAGGAGCUGCAAACUAGGUACGAUGCGCUGGAGCAGGAGAAGUACUUUUCUAACCCUACGCAUCCAAGUGCCAUGUCAUAUGACCGCAUCAAACAGGACCACCAUUUGGUGAACUAUUACAGCGGGUUUAGCUCAGCCCUAAUGUUUAUGGCAUGCUUCAACUUCCUGCACCAAGCGGCCCAGUCUAUGAGGUUGUGGAAGGGUUCGGCGUCUGCUCCAGAGGACCGAUCUCAAGAAGGCCAGAAGCGUGGCCCGAAGCCAAAGCUAUCUCUCGUUGACCAAUUCUUGCUGGUCACGAUGCGCCUUCGCCUUGGACUCGGCGAAGUUGACCUGGCGUUCCGCUUCGAGAUCUCGCAGUCCACUGUGUCCCGUCUCGUAACAUCAUGGGUCUCUCUAAUGUACCAUAAGUUUAAGCAGCUACCUGUCUGGUUGCCGAGGCGGACAGUGAAUUCACUGAUGCCACCCUGCUUCAAGGUCUGGUACCCCACGACUAGAGUAGUUAUUGACUGCACUGAGUUCUUCAUCCAAACACCUACCUCUCUGGCCCGUCAAUCCGCUACCUGGUCUAAUUACAAGAGCCACAAUACAGUGAAGGUUCUCAUCGGCAUCGCACCGCAUGGCCAUGUGACUUUUGUCUCUGAUGCCUACGAAGGGUCAAUCUCGGACAAGGCCAUCACCGAGAGCAGUGGUCUGAUCACCCUCCUGGAAGCUGGUGAUUCAGUCAUGGCGGACAAGGGCUUUGAGAUAAAGGACUUGCUCCUGGAUGUUGGUGUUCGCUUGAACAUUCCCCCGUUCAAGUCUGGUGACCGGCAGAUGGCCCCGGAAGACCUCCUGGCCACUAAAAAGAUAGCGGCAGUACGAAUUCAUGUCGAACGGAAAAUGCAACGAAUCAAGGCGUACAAGAUUCUGGCUGGCAACAUAGAGAACACAUUGUUUGACCACAUACACACUCUGGUCUUUGUCUGUGCUAUGCUGACAAACUUUGAAGGUGCCCUUGUAGCUUAG
Messenger RNA from Sycon ciliatum, 1497 nucleotides. RefSeq lists its product as uncharacterized. The record is from RefSeq and is a predicted model, not a curated record. NCBI's taxonomy places the organism in Eukaryota, Metazoa, Porifera, Calcarea, Leucosolenida, Sycettidae. The transcript has a single exon. The coding region runs from base 1 to 1497 and encodes 498 amino acids.